AUGGUGUACAAACGCCCCUCAUCAGAGCCUGUCGCAGUUGUCGGGAGUAGUUGCCGCUUUGCUGGCGGUGCUACCUCGCUAGCCAAGCUAUGGGAAGUCCUAUGCGAGGUCCCCGACCUCUCCCAAGAAGUGCCACCUGAAAGAUUCAAUGCUACAGCAUUCUAUCAUCCCGAUGGCGAAUACCACGGCACGACGAAUUCCAUCAAGGCAUACUGGUUACAACAGGACCAUCGAGUUUUCGACGCGGGCAUGUUCAACAUUACACCCAAAGAAGCUGAGGCGGUCGACCCCCAACAACGCAUGGUUCUCGAAGUCGUCUAUGAAGCAAUGGAGUCAGCUGGAUAUACCUUAGACACAUAUUACGGGAAGAACGUAUCCGUCUUCUCUGGUGUGAUGACGGCGGACCAUGACGUACUAUCUCAGCGCGACGAGCUUUCGACAAGUCAGUAUUACGCCACUGGGAAUGCACGUUCGAUCAUUUCGAACCGGGUUUCGUAUUUCUUCAACUUUCAGGGCCCGUCUAUGACGAUAGAUACCGCUUGCAGCUCGAGUCUCGUGGCUCUCCAUCAAGCAAUCCUGAGCCUGCGGUCUGGCGAGAGCGCUAUGGCCUGUGUUACGGGCGUGAACUUGAUGUUAACGCCGGAACAAUUCCUCGUGGAAUCCAGUCUGCACAUGCUUAGCCCAACAGGAAAGAGCCGAAUGUGGGACGCUUCCGCCGACGGCUACGCACGAGGAGAAGGCGUCGCAGCGUUACUCCUCAAGCCCCUUUCUCGGGCCUUGGCAGAUGGCGACGAAAUUAUGGCAAUUAUUCGAGACACUGGAGUUAAUUCAGACGGGCGAACGAAGGGAAUAACUUUGCCUAAUCCCGAGGCUCAGUCUUCGUUGAUUAAGGAGACUUAUAAGAAGACGGGGUUGGACUCUAUAGACCCCGAGGAUCAGUGCCAGUAUUUUGAGGCUCAUGGUACCGGUACACCCGCGGGUGACCCCAGAGAGGCGGAAGCAAUUUGCAAUGCCUUUUUCGACCCAAGUACAUGUGCUAGCCCGACGGCUAAUGCCGAUAAUAUGCUAGUCGGGUCUUGCAAGACAGUGCUUGGACAUACCGAGGGUGCCGCUGGCUUGGCUGGGUUGCUCAAGGUCAUACAAUCAAUGAAGCACGGACUGAUCCCCCCAAAUUUACAUUUCAAUUCCAUCAAUCCUAAUGUAAAGCCGUUCUAUACACGCCUGGAGAUUCCCACUUCUCUUAUUCCUUGGCCGCAGCCUCCCGUAGGCCAACCAAAAAGGGCAAGCAUCAAUUCAUUCGGAUUCGGAGGUGCUAACGCCCACGCUAUUAUCGAAUCCUAUGAGCCGCACAUUCACGAUGCUAUCUAUCGGCAGCGUACAAGAGAGGAAGGGAGCGAAGGUCUACAACACCAGGAUGUAACCGAUAAGCCUUCGCUCUACCUACCACUCCUUCUAUCAGCUGCCUCCCAAGUAUCAUUGCGGGCCGUCGUUUCGUCUUAUAGAGAAUACUUAUUACAACAUCCAGAUGUCGACCAUGAUAAACUGGCAUGGGCUGUAUUCUCUCGUCGAACAGCCCUCCCGUACCGUCUUGCUGUUUCAGCGAAUUCGAGGUCUCAAGUCCUUAACGCUUUCGGGAAGAUACUGGACGAGUCAUCAUCGCCUAGUAAUACAGGAAUCCGGAAUAAGACCAUAGGUGGGCGACCCAGGAUCCUCGGGAUCUUUACCGGCCAAGGUGCCCAAUGGGCUACGAUGUCUAGGUCGUUGUUCCUCAAUAACAGAACAUAUCGCUGUACUAUACGUAACCUCGACCAAGUCUUGAGAUCUACUUCUCAGCCACCCGACUGGACUUUGGAAGGACAGAUCUUAGCAGAGGGGAGUGCGUCGCUAGUCAAUAUUGCUGCCGUAUCCCAACCUCUCUGCACUGCGAUACAAAUAGGGCUAGUCGAUCUGUUAAAGAGCCUAAACGUCAGUUUUCAUACCGUCGUUGGGCAUUCAUCGGGAGAGAUCGCGGCGGCGUAUGCGGCAGGAAGAUUAUCGGCGAGAGAUGCGAUUUUGAUCUCGUACUAUCGUGGCUACCUGGCACACCUCGCUAGCAGCCCCGAAGGUCAGAAGGGCGGCAUGCUCGCAAUAGGAAUUUCGGAGAAGGAGGCAUUCCGAUUUUGCGAGGCACCAAUGUUCGACGGCAGACUCCAUGUCGCCGCGAGCAACUCUCCGUCUAGUGUCACACUCUCAGGCGACCUGGAUGUGAUCCAGAAAGCUCACGAGGAACUAACUAAGGAGAGAAAGUUCUCAAGGAUACUCGUAGUCGAUUCGGCCUAUCACUCUCCCCAUAUGAUAAAACCUGCGGUCGAAUAUGUCAAGGCCCUGCAAUCUAGCGACAUUGAGCCAGAUAAGCUGGGUAACGGAACAGUCUGGGUAUCUAGCGUGCAUGGGCGCUCUAUGAACGGAGACGAAGAGCUGAGCGCUGAGUACUGGAGGGACAACAUGGUUAACAUGGUGCGAUUCCAUGAUGCUGUCGCGAAUGCCAUCUCUCAACACGGUCCGUUCGACUGUGCUUUAGAAGUUGGUCCCCACCCAGCUCUCAAGGGUCCUUUCACCCAGACAGUCAAAUCCCUCGGACACGACCUUCAUUAUUCGAGUCCUCUGAAUCGAACCAAGGAUGACACCCUGGCGUUUUCAGACUUUCUUGGGUUCCUAUGGUCUCAUUAUGGCUCACAAGAAAUCAACAUUGGCAAGUAUAUUGAACAGUCAUCCAGUUCAGCUGUCCUCGACACCCGCAUUGCUGACCUACCGACUUACCCAUGGGAUCACUCCCAAUUGCAUUAUCGAGAGUCGCGAAUCUCCCGCCAGUUCCAUUUUAAAACCAGCCCUCCUCACGAGUUACUUGGCGUUCGUACUAGAGACGACAAUGAGCAUGAAAUGCGAUGGCGAAACCUGCUGAAGCUGGAUAAGCUACCUUGGGUAGAACAUCAUAGCUUCCAAGGCCAUGCUCUCCUGCCCGCUUCAGCAUAUUGUAUCAUGGCACUUGAUGCGGCUCGAUGUCUCUUGAAGGAAGAGUCGGCGUCGUUGGUGGAAUUGCAGGAUGUGCAGAUUCUAAGCGGCAUAAACAUCGAGCGGGAUUCCAUAGGCACCGAGAUCUUGUUUACGCUUGCCGUACUGCCGCAGAGCAAUGGUUACGAUAAAAACUUGAUCGUUGAAGCUGACUUUACAUUAGCAUCUUGUCCUGCUGACGGAACCACAGUUAUGAGAAAGAAUAUGAUGGGACGUCUGAUAAUUCAUCUAGGGGAACCUACCUUGGAUGCAUUACCGCCUAGAUGCCCUUCAGAGUCGGAGACAUUUCCUGCGACUCCAGAGUCAUUCUAUAAAACGAUGGAAGAAACGGGAUUGGCAUAUACGGGUCCUUUCCAUGCCUUAAAUUCUAUUCAACGCCGUUAUAACUACUGUUCCGCGACCUUGAAGCGCUGGCACCCGGAGGAUUCAACCACCCUGCAGAUUAGUCCUGCUACGCUUGAUAGUUGCUUUCAAUCCGCAUUCUUGACGUAUACGUUUCCUGGAGAUAAAUCCCUUUGGACAUCAUUUUUGCCAAUAUGCAUCGACCGAAUAAAAUUUAAUCUCGCAACGAGUAAGGGGGACAACCUAACUGUGGACACGCACAUGGUCGAUAUCCAACCUUCCUCAACGGAUUCCAAGGCCACAUUCUUCGUCGACAUGGACAUAUUCAACGAGGAUGGGGAUAUGGAGAUACAAGUCGAGGGACUGACCGUUGCUGCGUUGGCUCACACCUUGCCAAAAGACGACUAUGAGCUGUAUCUCAACACCGUCUUCGACAUCGAUCCAACUGACGAGAUCGUGCAAGGAGAUGCUUCAUCUAGCACCACCGUCGACCCGGUUCUCAUAGAGGAAUGCGCACGGGUUGCUACGUUCUUUGUCAGAAAUAAUGCUGACAGCAGCGAUCCAUCACCAGAUCUAAGUCCUUUCUAUGAAAGACUGGCAAGUUGGUUUCCCGAAAUUUUAGGGAUGGUGAGUGCGGAUUACUGGCGCAUCGACACCAAGGAAACUAUCGACGCUCUUAUACAAGGAUCAGAUUUUUAUGGUUGUCUGAACCUGAUUCGCGAAUUAGACAGCCACCAGCCGGACUUCGUGGCCGAUGUCCUACCUAUCUUGAUCGAGGAGACGCACCACUUAUCCUGUACUAGCCGUCAUGUUGGUCGUAUCGCGAGGCAGAUCGCUCAUCGGUACCCUCAAAUGGACAUGCUCGGUCUAGCUGGGUCUGAGUCUGAACUCCUUGCCGAUGUCUUGUAUGCCGUAGGCUCUGCGUUCUCUUCCUUUACCGUCGGCACCGGGACGCUGCGGUAUCCAAGCCGGAGCCAGUUGGUUCCAGCAGAAGAGCUUAGACGGAGAAUUGUUCCUUUGACAUUGGAUCUUACCAAGGACUUAAAAGAUCAGCUGGGACGAGAAAGAAUGUACGAUCUCGUCUUGCUGUCGGCAUCCGAGCUUGAGGAUAAUUAUAUUCCUCACACGCUGAAGUACUUGCGCGAAAUCAUGAGACCAGGAGGCUUCUUGAUAGUAGUUCAAUCUUCGAAGAGUCCAACGAAGUCUCGAUUAUUGCGAAAUCUCAAGGAACAGUACGACGGAGCUGGAGCUCCCACACCACCCCAGUGGCCCGACGUCCUCGAUGCAUACGGCUUCAUUCAAGUUGCCAAAAACAGCAAUCAAUCAUAUUUUGCCGGUUACUCUAUCAUGGUGCGGCAAUUGAGUAGCCCAGAACUAAUACUACUCAAACAGCCAUCGAGGACUAUAGACGAUGCUAUAACCGAUCACUUGCUUAUCAUUGGCGGUAAUGAAUCCUCCAGUCGCCAACUAGUUCACCAGUUGGAGCAACGCCUCCUGAGCCAAUGUCGGCAAUUUACCGUACGAGCCACGUUCGAUGAGGUCGAGUCGAAAGCUCUGAACGCCUGCACCGCCGCAAUCGUUUUAGCAGAUCUUGAUCAGCCGCUGAUGACAAAUAUGACACAGGGGAUGCUGGAUCAGCUGCGGGAUCUCUUGCGGCCGAACAUGAAGGUACUCUGGCUCACUUUCCAGGCAUUGUCAGGGAAUCCGGACAAUGCAGCCACCUUCGGUUUCACGCGCACAGUAUCGGCCGAGGUUCCAGGUCUCGUGCUGCAGAUGCUUGAUCUAGAAGAGAUCGAGGGCUCUGGAGAUCUCGUAGCGGAUCACUUCAUCUGUCUAAUGGGAGGAGUUGAGAAGAGCGAGAGCAAUGCGCUAUGGACGGACGAGCGUGAGAUCCAUAUCAAGGGUGGACAGCGAUUAAUCCCCCGUGUCCUACCUUUGAAAGAAUCAAACGAUAGCGUCAACUCUUUCCGACGAGUAGUUUCACAUCCAACAAACUCCCUCCGAGAACCUGUCGAAGUCACCUCAUAUCUCAACUCGGAUGGCCUGAUUCGGUACGAGGCCAGGAGUGGAUGUUCUAGUCCUUCGGGUGACCCAGCCGAUCAAACCCGGAUUUAUGUAGAUUACAGCUCCGCGGAAGCGCUAAGACUCGACAGCGAAGAUUGCGAACGGACCGGCGGCCCAUGUCUUGCCUAUAUAUGUUUCGGCGUCAACUGUUCCACUGGCGAAGGGGUUAUGGCGAUAUCUUCCAACAAUUCUUCGUACCUCUCGUUACCGAGUGAGCAAGUAUAUCCUAUUAGCCCGAGUGCUGAGAUUGGUCUACCUUUGAUAUCUCUCGCGAUGCAAUACAUAGUAGCCGAAACGAUUGCGAAUCGAGCUGCUAGACAACCAAUUAUCCUGAUUGAUUCGGAUCCUAUGCUCACCCAAUGCGUAGUAGAAUCCGUCCACGACCUUAGCUCUGUCAUUUCGUAUUCCACAACACCUUCUGGGAAGGACAAUGGGCAUGCUUCCGAAUUUUUACAUGCGCGUGCAUCGACGAGAGAUAUCAAGAAACUCUUCCCGCCGAAAGGGGCGGUCAUCUUCGAUUUCCAACCGGCAAAGCACGUAAUGCUGUCCGGGCAAAUUUCGAAUUUGCUUCCAGCCAACUGCAAGUACUAUUCCGGCGACAUAGCAAAUCCCCGUAAUUACUGUGGGAAGACGUGCUGGAAAACGGCUGUAUCAAAGGCCUUGGAGUCGGAUCUCACAAGCUUACGAAAGCAUGUCAAAUUUGACACUUCUUCUCUACCAGAACUGCUAUUGAAUACCAAAUUAUCGCCGUCGCCUUUCCGUUUGAUCGAUUGGAGAGCUGACCGAAAUGCGAUGUGUACCAAAGAACACGUCAUGUCGAAGAAGGUUUUCCGCCCGGACAGGACGUAUGUGCUGUUCGGGACGACAAGAGAUCUUGGUCAAAGUUUGUGCUAUCUGUUCGUCGAGCAUGGCGCCCAGAAUAUCGUACUAGCUAGUCGAAACCCGAAAAUGGACCCGAAAUGGGUCAAGGAGCUAUCAGACGCCUACAGCGCAAACAUCGAGAUACGCAAGUGCGAUGUUACAGAUCUUGCUAGUGUGGAAGCGUUGAAGGAAAAUCUGUGGCAGUCCAUGCCUCCAGUUGCCGGAAUCGUUAACGGAGCCAUGGUUCUCGAUGACCGUGUCUUCGCGCAGAUAGACUUGGAUACUUGGGAGCGAGUAAUGCGACCCAAGACGGUUGGGUCGCAAAACCUUGACAUCGCAUUCCGUGAUUCAAAUUUAGAAUUCUUCAUCAUGACUUCAUCCUUUGCAGCUAUCGGCGGCCACCCGGGUCAAGCCAACUAUGCUGCCGCCAACAUGUACAUGAACGGAUUAGCAGGUAUGCGACGAUCUCGCGGUCAAGCCGCGUCGGUCCUGAAUAUCGGCGUUAUUUAUGGCCUCGGUUUCCUUCUACGAGAGAAAGAAGAACUCUACGCCGGUCUAGAGCGCGAGGGAUAUCCACCCAUCUCGGAGCGUGAUAUCCACCAUAUGUUCCUCGAAGCCGUCGCCGCAGGUCGUCCUAGAGGAGCAUCAAACCCGGAGCCACCCAUCGACAUCACCACCGGUUUGCGCAGAUUCGAUCCCACCGACCCGAAUCCUUUGCAUUGGCAUCAAGAUCCACGAUUUAGCCAUUAUAAUUUCCAAGAUAGAGAAGAGUCGAGCACGGCGACCGAGGGUGAACGGAAACCCCUCAAAGACAGCAUAGCGGCACUGACGGAGCCUUCCGCCAUCGCGCAGGUCAUCCUAGAGGCGUUCAUGGAAAGGUUGCAUACGCUCCUCCAACUACCUAAAGAGGCCAUCCAUGCGGUCCAAACCCUAUCCGAAUUAGGCGUUGAUUCGCUUGCUGCAGUAGAAGUCCGGACGUGGAUCUUCAAGGCCGUCGGUAAAGAUAUCUCGGUGAUCAAAUUACUCGGUAGCAUUAGUAUACAGAAAAUGUGCGCAGACCUGGCUGGGCGGAUUAUAGCCGAGCGUCGCGUUCAGAAUGACGGCAUGUAAUAGGAACGCUUCCUUUCACUUACAUUAUAUACAUGUCACAUUAUCCGAAACAAGUAUCGGGAGUCGUUUUUGCUGCACUCAACGGGGAAGGAGCCUAUAAUUUUAGCAUGCAGUAUGAGAUGAGCAGAAACUUACAAGCGGAACAAGAGCACAUCGUGAGUAGGUAACUACGCAGGUAGAUUACCCAGGCACCUAGUCAGUAAU
Molecule: messenger RNA, 7632 nt
Organism: Annulohypoxylon truncatum
Lineage: Eukaryota; Fungi; Ascomycota; Sordariomycetes; Xylariales; Hypoxylaceae
Product: beta-ketoacyl synthase domain-containing protein
Exons: 3
Coding region: 1-7428 (2475 amino acids)
Biological process (GO): secondary metabolite biosynthetic process; fatty acid biosynthetic process
Molecular function (GO): fatty acid synthase activity; phosphopantetheine binding; 3-oxoacyl-[acyl-carrier-protein] synthase activity
Source: RefSeq, a predicted model, not a curated record